Molecule: messenger RNA, 686 nt
Organism: Cuscuta campestris
Lineage: Eukaryota; Viridiplantae; Streptophyta; Magnoliopsida; Solanales; Convolvulaceae
Source: the annotation of a GenBank genome assembly
AUUCAUUCUUUAAUAAUCCCUUCUCUUUCCGGCGCCAGUACAGCCAAACACACCCUAACUCGGCUCUGUCUGCAAUCUAAUUUCAACUGAAGUGGGCCUACUAUUGACAAUCUUAUCAUCACAUAUAAAUAUAAUCUCGCGAUUCUUCUCACACGCAAAUUCAAGGCGUCAUAAGUUUUCCCCAAUUCUGAGAGAGAGAGAGAGAGAUCCGGAAGAAGCCAUGGGAGGAGGGAACGCGCAGAAGUCGAAGAUGGCUCGUGAGAAGAAUUUGGAGAAAGCCAGAGCCGCCUCCAAGGGAAGUCAGCUCGAAGCUAACAAGAAGGCCAUGAGCAUCCAGUGCAAGGUGUGUAUGCAGACAUUCAUAUGCACUACUUCAGAGGUGAAGUGCAGGGAGCAUGCCGAGGCAAGGCACCCGAAAUCUGAUGUGGAAGUAUGCUUCCCCCACCUCAAGAAAUGAUCUCAAAAAGCAUUGUUCUAUUGUCUUUUCUCCUCCUCCUAUGUUGUCAUCUGUGAAACAUGAUCAUCAUUUGUGUUUUCUGCUUGGGUUGUGGCUUAGAACUGCCUUGCCAGUUUCUUCUUUAUGUCUGUGUGAAAUACUGAGUAUAUGUUAUACUGUCUUAUUGUGUUAUUUGGAUCAUUGAACUGGUUUGGUUUCUUUAUAUUGGGCAUAAAUUAAACUUUAUCGA